CCUGCUCUUACCCCUCUCGCUUUCUUUCCUUCUUCCACUCCAAAAACUUUCUCCGCCCUGUCGAACCCCAACCUACUUCUCGUGUCUGCGCGGGGCAGUCGAUCUCCCACCAGAUCACGCAGGCUGCAGGCCCUCAGCCCACCAUGUCGAACCAGUCCAUUCUCAGAAUCACCCGCGAACUGAGCGAGAUCCAGCGCGGCUCCGACCUCUCCCUCGCAGUCGCAUGUCGCGAUAUCGACGUGCGCUACGUCAGGGCUCUGAUUAUUGGCCCGCCCGACACGCCGUACGAGUUUGGCUUCUACGAAUUCAGCGUCAAGUUCACCAAAGAGUACCCCACCAAGGCGCCUGGCGUGACUGCCAUAACCACCAAUGGGGGACGGACGCGCUUCAACCCCAACAUAUACGCCGGAGGCAAGGUGUGCCUGUCGAUUCUUGGCACAUGGCGGGGUGAGCGCGGUGAAGAGUGGUCUUCUGCGCAGGGUCUAGAGUCAAUCCUUAUCUCCAUCCAGAGCCUCAUGUCCACGAACCCCUACGAGAACGAGCCUGGCUUUGAGGAUGCAAACUCCGAAUACGACAAGAAGAACCAGCAACACUAUGUUGCCAAGAUCCGACACGAAUCGCUGCGCAUAUCCGUCGUUGAAAGGCUCGAAGGUUAUCUAGGCAUCGACCGGGAGAGGCCCGGCGUGACAGUCUACAACGCUGAGGAGGACUACCAGUCGAGCAGAGAUGACGCGCCUUUCGAACCCUUCAAGGACCUCUGCAAGCGGCGCUUCUUGUGGUACUACCCUUCUUAUCUAGCUCGCGUGGACGAGGCAGCCGCAAAGAGCAAGGAUGGAACCGCAUUUGAGAAGAUGCCAUUCGAGGGUCCCGGCAAUCAGAUGGAGGGCACCUUUCAGUACGCAAAUCUCAGGCAACGACUUGUGAAGAUCUUCGACAGGUUGAAUCAAGAGGUUGUUGGAUGGGCUGAGGAAGGUGUUUUGGCUGUGCAGAAGGAGUUAAGCAUUGCUAGCAACAUGCAGCGUCAGUUCGAGCAGAUUGUCGAAAACUACAAGAAGAACGAUGCUGUCACUCUCGAUCUAAGCAUUGUCGACAAGAAUCCUUUUGUCUGGGAGCUGGUCUUGUUUGGCAGGCCCAUGACAAACCUGGAUGGUGGCAUGUUUAGAAUCAUGCUCUACAUCAGCCCAAAGUUCCCGGACGUCCUGCCGCGUGUCAAGUUCAGUACACCAAUCUUCCACCACCGCGUGUCACCUGACGGCAUCCUAUGUUACGACGCGACUCGCAAGGACGAUAUGAGAUCCCACAUCGAUGCCAUCAUUGCCGCUAUCGAAGAAGAAGCUCCUGCGUACGACCCCAGAACGCUCGUCAAUCCUGAGGCUGCCAAACUCUUCUGGGGUACGGCGGACGAGAAGAAGAUGUACAAUCGCCGCCUGCGGCGGUCAGUACAGGAUAGUGCCGAGAAUUGCUUCUAGUGGCAGAAGUAUUAGUGCAGACAAACUCAUGAACUUCACGACCGGUUAUGUGUAGGGACGACGUUACUUGAUACCCUCAUGCCUGAUCACUCGACUGGUCUUAUGGCUUGCAUAUUCGGCGUUUUUGGAAGGUUGAAGGCAUGGACAUGGCGUGACAUAGUCCGUAUGGCGUUCAACAAAAUGACAGUGCUUUGACAUUAGUGACACUCUGUAUCCUAGGGCCUGAAUAGUUUCGAUACUUUAUACUUUGAGCAGGCUGAGC
Dothidotthia symphoricarpi CBS 119687 is the source of this 1731-nucleotide messenger RNA. RefSeq names its product UBC-like protein. Lineage: Eukaryota; Fungi; Ascomycota; Dothideomycetes; Pleosporales; Dothidotthiaceae. The record is from RefSeq and is a predicted model, not a curated record. Bases 144 to 1469 code for a protein of 441 amino acids. The transcript has 3 exons.